Doryrhamphus excisus (bluestripe pipefish) is the source of this 712-nucleotide messenger RNA. RefSeq names its product cellular retinoic acid-binding protein 1. NCBI's taxonomy places the organism in Eukaryota, Metazoa, Chordata, Actinopteri, Syngnathiformes, Syngnathidae. Gene Ontology annotation, molecular function: lipid binding. The record is from RefSeq and is a predicted model, not a curated record.
AGGAAGAGGAGGGUGAGAGAGUCAAAAAGAGAGAGAAGAGAGCGAGGAAGUACGGCAGACGUCCGAGCGUGGAACAGGUUCUCCCUGGCACUGACUCGGUCUCACUCAGCAGACAUGUCCAACUUUGCCGGCACCUGGAAGAUGAAGAGGAGCGAGAAUUUUGAUGAACUUCUGAAAGCUUUAGGCGUGAACGCCAUGCUGAGGAAAGUGGCGGUGGCGGCGGCCUCCAGUCCCCACGUGGAGAUCCGUCAGGACGGCGAGCAGUUCUACAUCAAAACGUCCACCAGCGUGCGCACCACAGAGAUCAACUUCCACAUCGGGGAGGAGUUUGACGAGGAGACGGUGGACGGGCGAAAGUGCAAGAGCCUCGCCACCUGGGAGUCGGAGAACAAGAUCUACUGCAAGCAGACUCUGGUGGACGGCGAUGGACCAAAAACCUUCUGGACCCGCCAACUGAAUGGCGACGAACUCACACUGAUUUUCGGGGCAGACGACGUGCUGUGCACUCGCAUUUAUGUGCGGGAAUGACGCUUCCAAGGGGGAAGGGACUCAUCUGGGACCACAACUCAAUAGCUAACAUGCUAACACCUACAGUUAUUACAGUAUAGUCUCCAAACAAACGCUAGUGAUACAUCUGUAGUCAACUCUCUCUUCUUUAUUGCAACGAUAUUCGACGACAGAAACCAAUAAAACUUAUAAAAAAUAUAAAACA